Molecule: messenger RNA, 5929 nt
Organism: Zootermopsis nevadensis
Lineage: Eukaryota; Metazoa; Arthropoda; Insecta; Blattodea; Termopsidae
Source: RefSeq, a predicted model, not a curated record
CCACGUCAUUUUAAUAUCAUCUUUUGUUACAGGUGAACGGCACGUGGACUCUGCCAGGCUUCGUCUGUGAUUUCUACAUAGCAAUGGAUGUCACAUGUAGUACGUCCUCCAUCUUUAAUCUGGUCGCCAUAAGCAUAGACAGGUACAUCGCGGUGACUCAGCCGAUAAAGUACGCAAAGCAUAAGAAUAAUCGCCGAGCUUGGCUCACCAUUGUCCUGGUGUGGGUCAUCUCAGCGGCCAUAGGGAGUCCCAUCGUACUGGGGCUGAACAACACCCCAGACCGCAAGCCCCAUCUUUGUAUCUUCUUCAACAGUGACUUCAUCAUCUACUCCUCUCUUUCUUCCUUCUAUAUCCCCUGUAUCAUCAUGGUUUUCCUUUAUUACAACAUCUUUAAGGCGCUGAGAAAUCGCGCCAGGAAGGCAAAAGCUUCAAGGAAACCUAACCUAUCGGACAUCAAACCGGGAUCUGUGAUAGAGAACAUCGCGCAGACGCAGCGGCUGGCUGAGACUGCCCUGGGACCCACGUUGGUCCCACCUUCGUCUGGGAUGGAGGAGGAACGGCCUACCAACACAGGAAGUGGCAGUCAGGAAGAAGAAGAAGAAUUGGAAAAGGAAGGCAAUCGGUCGCCUGCGUCGGACGAUUGUCACGUGAUCCCGAAUGACAAGUCGACAGAAUUCAUAUUGGCAACAGUGGUGGAAGAUUCCGCCGUCGUUGCCAGGUUAGCGUCUCCACCUGCGGCCGUGACGGACCCGAAUGGCAACAAUGACUCUGGUUAUGCAGCUUCCAAUGUAGAGGAGACGAUAAUGCAGGCGACGUCUAACUCCAGCAGCCCACGCAGACGGUCCGCGGCUCAACAAGAGGAGAGACAGAAAUUGCAGGUUCGUCGAAAUGGGGCAGCUAGCGUGAACGAGCAACAGCCCGACUGCCCGGCACAAAAGGGUAGCCCGUCCAUUCGGCACUGCAGAGAAGUAGAGCCCCCAGAAGGAGAACCUCCUAGCGCCAGGAUGACCGGCUCCAAGAAGGAAUGUAAAAGCACGACGAGUUCCCGAUUCACGAUCUACAAAGUAAACAAAGCAAGUCGCAAGAAACGGGAGAAAUCUUCAGCCAAAAAGGAACGAAAAGCCACCAAAACCCUCGCGAUCGUUUUGGGUGUCUUCCUGAUCUGCUGGGUGCCGUUCUUCACCUGCAACAUCCUGGACGCGAUGUGCACCAAAUUAUCAUCAAACUGCUCACCAGGCGUUACAGCUUUCCUUCUGACCACGUGGCUAGGAUACAUGAACAGCUUUGUGAACCCUGUCAUAUAUACCAUAUUUAACCCAGAAUUUCGUAAAGCAUUCAAGAAAAUAAUGGCGCUUGGCACGUAACAUUACUGGAUUCCACCAUCCUCAGAGUUCCUCAAGAUUUUCAAGAGUUUUGUGGUUUUUGUGCGGAGAAUUGCUGAAAAAUGUGAAGGUAUGUUAACCAGGUACCAGGUUAAUGGGAUUGAGUCAAUAUAUUUUAGUUACUUCAUGUUUUAUUUCGACAUAAAAUAAUGAAGCACCACUUUGUGAAAAUGUCGUUCUGAAGUGGAUUUUAAUUUCCGCUGAAAUAAUGUUUGCGUCAAAAUAUUUACGAUGUGAUUAUUUAUUUUUAGAGUUCCACGAAGUGACAUUUUUAUUCUUAAAAUUUUUUCAUUGCAUUAUUUAAUGCGAUGAAAAUUGGAAUUCAAAUUUUUUUGAGUAUUAAUCUGAUGGCCUUGAAAAAAAAUAGAAAAGAUUCUGGUACAAUAUUGGCUUGAAAUGUGAUUGCAUUUGAAACAUAUACUCUCAUAUGAUGCAUUAGAAUACAAUAUCAAGUUUAUGUGGGCCUCGGACAGCUUUCGGCAUCAAGCGGAACAGCUUCUCAAUGGUAAUUAGUAUUAAGAUUCCACAUGCGCUGUGCUGGUUCGACAUUACUACCCAGUUUAUGUCUUCUUGGAUCAAAAUGGACCAGUUGCAGUUGAUUUCAAAUUUCACAGACAUUUUAGCUUCAAAAUUUGUAGUCAUAAUCAAAUACUGUUACAGUUGUUAAAAUCCAAGAUGAUGAGACGUGUCGAAUGGGGAAGGUGAGAAAUUUUUCUACGUGAAUUUGCUCAUAAAUGUAAAGAAUGCACGUGCCCAUCAAAGAGAUUUAGUGUAUCCUGAUCUAUGAAUCAGCGCAUAACCUCACUGUGACAGGAGACUGUGUGCCGUAUCACUCUGAGUCAAAUGUCGAGAGACGUCGCAGUUAAAUGGUUUUCGAUCGACGUCUCGAGUCACACAAAAAAUUGUAAUCAAGUGUAACUGGUGUCUUUAUUGAAAUUUAUUAAGUAAUUCCAGUAAUACUCAUAGACGUGCGUUACUGAAAAAGGUCUGACUCAGGAUUAACAAAAAAAAAUUCCUCAGAGAAAACUUACAGUGUCAUAUCUUAUAUCAGCCUGUAUCACUUCAUUUUAUAUCUCAGAUACAAAGUUUGAGAGUUUAAGUUAGGUCUAAGAAAUGCUACAAAAUGUACCGGUGUCAUUUGUAGUCUUCUCGUUUUGCGACGGCUUGAGGAAUCAUCACCUUCUGCGUCGUCAGAACCCUGACGACCGCUGUCGACGUAGUCACUUGAAUGAAAACCUCAAGUCAUACACAUGAAAACAUUAUUUUCAUCUCAAUCCUUCCUUCAGACUAGACAUAUCUUGUAUUCAAUAAACCGGCUCGCUAAUAUCUGUGCAAUUUAGAGUCAAUUUAAAAUAAGACAUUCUUAAUUUAUAAAGAUAUUUUAUUUUAAGAGGGUUUAUCUCUUAAUAUGCCUUGCAGACACUGGAAGCUCCACAUAUAAUCUUGGUAUUGCAGUUAUAAUAAAUCAUUUAACACAUUUUUAUGUGAAAACAGUUCAAAAUACAGGUAACCAGUUACGGUGUCGUCAUAGCUUAGAGAAAACUAUCAUAUUUAUACCCAUAAACUUUGUGGUUCAUUUUUAAAUAUUGGUUAAAACUUUGAGGAUAUCUUUGAAAUCAUGCUGUUAUCAUUUUAGGUUUUUCGUAAUACUGCUACGUUCUGUAUCCAGCGUCUUUCAACGAAGGAUUUUGGCACGGUAACGUGAGAACCCCUUCAAGGUUCUGAAAUAUUGGGGUUAGAUUAAAGUAAGAACACUGUGAAAGUUCUGCGAGAAACAUUAAAUCCUCUGAGUGUUCUACUUUUUUAUUUUCGCUCCGUACAUGAAGGGACGAUGGAGCGAAGGAAAAACGGACUGCGUUUACCAGAAUGUAAGACCCCCCUGGGUACGUCAUCAGUUUCCCUGGCUGAAUAUUUUGCUCACUUGAUAAUCCAGUGCCGUACUACUGGUUCUAAAGCUCGCAGUCCUGCCGCUUCUUUGGAGGAGUCGCGUCAUAUUAAAGCUCGGCCAGAAAUCGCUAUCCUGAAUGUUAUUAUCACUAAUAUUAGUAAUAUUUGCUUCAAAUCCAUUUGUGACUUUCAAUAUGAUAUCAUUAAAUGAGCCCAUUCUUACUCAUAUCAGUUGUUUAAAGAUACGUAGCGUCUGUACUCAAGAAAAUGUCAUUAAAUAACCUACCACCUUAAAUCAGGAUAUUAUAUCAACUUUAUCAAGUGAACUACCAAAGAAACUGUUUGAUUGCUUUGUUUUAGAGAAGCAUACUAAAAUGUUUGUGUCAGAUCUGUAUAAAUAAGCGCAGGCGUUUGGGCAUCCAGUCGUUUCGCCUUUGACCAAACUGCAUCCGUCAUCGUACGCUGAUUCUUAACCAUUCUGUAUUUAUUAAUUUAAUAAUGUAAUUCCACAGAAAUCCUUCCUCUAAGCCAGGUAAUGUCCUUAAUCAACAUAUCCAAUUUUAUGCUUCACCGAGCAUCGUGGCCGAGUGGUUAAUAUUUGUGCUUCGUAUUUGGAAGGUCUGUGUUUCAAAUUUUUUCUCAGAGACUGACUGUCCUCGCUGAGAUUUGUCAUGGUUUUCCACAUUCCCUCCAGUAAAAUGCCAGGCUGCUUCCUUCCACAUCUUUUACAAUUAAUUAUCGUAUCAUUUGACAUCACGUAGUCUGAGCUACUACAACAUAAUUAAAUAAAUCACAAAUAAUUUAUAUGCUACAUACAACAAGACUCUUUAUAAGUACAGAGGAAGUUGCCCUUCUGCGCUGUAAUGCAUGCACAGAAAAUGCCACAGUCUGUUGGACAAAAGAGUUAUAUGAAGUCCGCAUUUACUCCAAACAGCAGCUUCUUUUGUUCCGAGAGGUAGAUAUCAGUAAAAUUAAUAGGUGCUUUAAUGAAUAUAGUGACAUCUACAUUUGGUCAUCUGAACAACUACGCAUAUCUAGUAAUUUGAUUUUGUAGUGAUAACCAUAUUGAAUUUUUUCAGUAAUAGAAUUUUAGAUCGCAACAUUUCAGAAUUGACAGCUUGUCACAUACAGGUAAGAGAAUGAGCUUUUAUUCAUGGAAAAACUGUCAAUUUUUGUUAUUGUUAUUAUUUUCAGUAUUAAAUGAACAUAUAUUUUUAAUUCUUUGAUCAUCUUAGAUUUUAUAUGUAAGCAUUGUACUUAAAGUAGUCAUAACUUAGUGAUGAUAAGUUUUAAUUGUUGGUAUCUAUAUUUGUUAUCAAAUAUAGAUAUCAAUUGUCUGCAGUUUAAGGAUACACAGAAUAUAAAGUUUAUAAGUUUUGAACAUAACCUUAAAUUUCUAAAGACUUCAAUCCAGUGCAGUAUGCAUUAACCUAUAAAUAUUUCCAGUAUUUACGUAUAUUUUAAUAUAAUUUUAAACACUCUUAAGAUGGCUAUUUAUAAAGUAGCUCAUCUGUAUUCGUGCCAAAACUUUGUGUGUACAUUUGUAGUGACCAUAUUUAGAGACAGCAAGCAAUAAGAAGUGAUCCAAGUUGAGUACGCAAGCUGUUCAUUUAUUUGGGAGUGCUUCCAAAUACAUCAUCCAUUCUUGAACUUAGCAUCUUUCAGCAUUUGUAAAUAAGACUCAUAUGUAAUCUGUCCAUAAAUAUGUUAGAGAACGUGGUAAUUUAUAUUGGUGCUAAUGUUAAAGCACGGCAGGGUUCUGGAAUGACAAGGGACAAUUUUGAAGCUUGUAGAGAAGAUAUUCCAUGCUCUUCUUUGAAAGAAAUAAAAUAUUGUGUACUUUACUUUUUCUACUGUGCACAUACUUAAGCUAUUUGCAACUGUGAAUAAUGUUCGUGUAUGUAUAUGUUUUGGUGUGUUCCUAACCUAACAUAACCUAACCUAACCUGAACAUUGAUUUGUGUGUUUGUGCAUAUUACUGUAACAUGGAGAAUAUCGUUCCAGGAUUAUGAACAUAGAUUUCUAAUAUAAUGGUCAGUGUAUUUAGUGGUUCGUAUUAAUGCUUCAUUAUGUAUGUGCAGUAAAAUAACAUAACCUGUAUACAAAGAAAUUCAAGAAGCUCUUAAGCAUUUUGUUUUUUGCAUCAAUUUUAACUUCUUUAAACAGUGAAAAAUUUUAUCAUGGGCUCCAAAUCAUGGAAUAUUAAAAGGGUUUUAUAGAGUGAAUUCGGAAGUGAUGUACUUGUAAAGUUACUCUGUGAUUCUCUUUUGUUUUGAGCCCCAUUCCAUGAUCUGGUUCUGUGUACAAAAUACUUUAUGAAUAGAAAUUAUUUUGAAGUGUGAUGCAACCAGUUUAUGAAUCCUGUGCUAGCAUCGGCACAUUAACGCUAGUUGAUAGCCAAUUUAAAGAUACCAGAGAAUUGUUCAAACUUUUAUUUUUCAGUAAUAUAAUUUUUAUACAUUUUUCCCCCCUUGCUAUCAGCAUCUUUAUCAUGUUAAGUGCUAAAGAAGAUUGUGAUUUCUUUGUGUACAUUUUCAAUUCCACAUUCACUGUUGAAUAAUUGCCCAAGUUGGUGGCCCUGUUCUCGACAUUCUUCAUCAAAAGUAAACUUAAAAUUACUUGUAAGAUGAAUAUAACAAAUAAAAUAUUUGUUAUUCUAU